AUGUUUUGUGAACAGAUGUGUAAACACGGAUGCUAUGCUUUUCGACAAAGAUUGACAGAAGUGAGACAGGUACGUAUUGAGGUCAAUAUGGGAGAGAUGUUAGGGAAUGGUACCGCACAAUUCGGAGUUUUGCUCGCUAUGGUCAUCCAUCCACUUGCUAUUGCUGUUUGCUUCGCAGCCGUAACCAGCCUUCUGCUUGCAUCACUGACGAAUGCAGAUGACCAAGUAUCACAUAUUUAUCGCCGUCAGUUACAAUUUUAA
Cylicocyclus nassatus is the source of this 261-nucleotide messenger RNA. NCBI's taxonomy places the organism in Eukaryota, Metazoa, Nematoda, Chromadorea, Rhabditida, Strongylidae. The record is from the annotation of a GenBank genome assembly.